Molecule: messenger RNA, 2351 nt
Organism: Ictalurus punctatus (channel catfish)
Lineage: Eukaryota; Metazoa; Chordata; Actinopteri; Siluriformes; Ictaluridae
Gene: hyal2a
Product: hyaluronidase 2a
Exons: 4
Coding region: 294-1700 (468 amino acids)
Biological process (GO): carbohydrate metabolic process; hyaluronan catabolic process
Molecular function (GO): hyaluronoglucuronidase activity; hyalurononglucosaminidase activity
Source: RefSeq, a predicted model, not a curated record
UUCCUCAAUGAAAGCGCAGCCGGGCGUUUUGUGUGUGAGUGUGUGAGUGAGUGUGAGUGUGUGUGUGUCCACUAUAAAACUUCAAGCAAAGUCGUCCAGGUGAUAAAAAGCCAGUACGAUAUGCGGCUGUGAUUUGAAGCAGUGUGCUGUGAGACGGGGGUUCAGUGAUAGGGAGUUCUGCGAGGUGUACAGCACUUAACAGAGGGCGUCAUUUAACUGGGAAUGGUUGCUCCUUUUGAUGUAAACGACGUUAACAGAAACAAAUCUGUUGCUGUGAAAGGAGCACAGAAGGCAUGGCUAACUGGUUUUUGUCUAAAUGGAAACUCUGGUUACUAGUUCCACUAGUGUUGGACUCUUUUACUGAUGCCCAAAACCUGAAACCCACACGAUGGCCUCUGUACAAGGGUAAGCCUUUAUUGCUAGCCUGGAAUGCUCCCACUGAGGAUUGCCGGCCACGCCACAAUGUUAAUUUUCAGCUGGACCAGUUCCACAUUGUGGCUUCACCCAAUGAAGGUUUCACCAAACAGAACCUCACCAUUUUCUACAAGGACCGUCUAGGCCUGUACCCAUAUUUUAAUUCUGAUAACAGUCCAGAGAAUGGUGGCCUUCCUCAAAUUGCCAGCCUGACCCAGCACCUUGAAAAGAUGCCUCAAGACAUAGAGAGAUACAUUCCUAACUCAGCAGCAAAGGGCCUGGCCGUCAUUGACUGGGAGGAGUGGCGCCCCCUUUGGAUUCGGAACUGGGAUACCAAGAACGUCUACAGAAACCAGUCGCGGCUCUUGGUGUCCAAAAAGAACCCAACGUGGGAUCAGGGCCAUGUGAAUAAAGUGGCCCAGCAGGAGUUUGAGAUGUCAGGACGCACUUUUAUGCUCAAGUCCCUGCAGUUGGCCAAAAGUCUGCGUCCAAACCAGCUGUGGGGAUUCUACCUGUUCCCUGACUGCUACAACCAUGAUUACCUCAAAAGCCUGGAGAGCUACACGGGCCGCUGUCCAGACCCGGAGAUAGCAAGGAAUGACCAGCUGAGGUGGCUGUGGACGGACAGCACGGCUCUUUUUCCAUCCGUGUACAUAGGUUCAGUGCUGCGUUCAACUGCGUUUGCUUGCCAGUUUGUUCGCAACAGGGUGAAAGAGGGCAUGAGAGUGGCAUCUCUGGGCUCUGACCUGGCACGUCCAGUGUUUGUGUACGUCCGUCCCACGUACAUCGAUGAGCUGGCACUACUUACAGAGACUGACUUGAUCUCCACCAUUGGAGAAAGUGUGGCACUGGGUGCUGCUGGCAUUAUACUCUGGGGCGAUGCCAGUUAUGCAAGCAGCAGUGUCAGCUGUAGCAGUCUGGCUGAGUAUGUCCAGGGACCACUGGGCCGUUACCUUCUCAAUGUUUCCAGUGCAGCUGAACAGUGUAGUCACACAGUGUGCGGCUCCCGUGGCCGAUGUACGCGCAGACAACCUGACGCAGAUUCGUACUUGCACCUGGACCCUCAGAGCCACAGUAUUGUGGAGCGGGGGAAACGCCUGUUUGUCGAAGGGCACAUGAGGCCUGAGGAGCUAAAACGCAUGAGGGAGGAUUUUAUCUGUCAGUGUUUUAGGGGCUAUCAAGGGUAUAACUGUAAGCUGCUGGAUCCCAAGUAUGACAAGGGGAACAAACUGCAUGUAUCGUGGAGCUGCUGUCUUAUCUUUUUGCUGCUCGUGUUACUGAACUGAGACCUGUGGAAUACUGGACACUCAUACAGACUGCUGUGGACAUUUAUACAUUUCUUGUGAGACAAGUGAAGCAUUUGUUUUUGUAAUUUUGUAGAACGCAACCUCGUUGUACAGUUUCUAAUGCUACUUUCAGAUUGCUAAACAGAUUUUUAUUAUAAUUUAAUUUGUUUAAUAUAAAUAUUCAAGGGUGUUCAGGGGAGUUCAGCAAAAUGUCUGGGAAAUCUGAUAGUUGGUUGACAAGUGCUGCCUUGUACAAAUGUCAACCUGAAGAUUUAUGGCAGCUUGUAUGAUAUGAAAUUUGUUACAUGUGUAGAAAGUUAUGCGUGUCCCCCCGUGUGCACACAGCGCUGAUAUGAACACAGGAAAAUUGAUCCAAAUAAGCACUUUUGUUUAUUGUCAUAAAUAACGGAUUCACGACUGACAUCAGAGACUAGUAAACGUGUUUUGUCUGUAAGGGGUAAUUUAAAUUAAUUUUAAUUUAAAUGAAUUAUUCUUGAUAUUAUGUUGUGAAAUAAUGGCACUAUCACUAAAUGACUACUACUAAGACCUUUUGUUUGCUGUCAUAUACACCUGAUUCACACAACUUUUCUAGGUUUACAUUCGCUAUCGCUUUUUAAAUAAAUACACAGCGUGCUGUGAGUCACUUAGUGA